AUGGGACACCUCUCCCAGCCCGGAUGGGCGCCGUUUGCCUGCAACUUCAACCUCAUCCUCAACGUCUUCCUCGCCCUGCCUCUUGCUCUCACCUCCCAGGCGGCCCUCUUCGAGCCGACGCCUUCUCCGAACCUCGACCUCAAUCCGCUCGGCCGCAUCGCCCUGGUGGGGAAUUUCGACGCUGCCUCGCUCUACUCCUACAAGCCUACCAACAAAGAAGGCCUCGCCGGCUUCAAUGGCUCCCUCAAACAGUCGCUCAUCGCCCCCUUGCCCGACGGCUCCCUCUUCCCCAUAUCCUCAGCCGACGCCGAUAUCCUGGCCAUGUGCCCGUUGAAGGACAAGGAUGGCUCGGUCACCAGCGUCGUGGUGGGCGGUAACUUCACCAGCCUUGGAGGCGUCGAGUCCAACGGCGUGGCCGUUUUCGACUACAAAAACAUCCGUGUAUCUGCCGUGCCUGGACUCUCUGGGACGGUCAACGCACUCUACUGUGACAGCGAAUCGAACAUCGUCUACGUCGGAGGAGAGUUCAGAAACGCAGAGUCCACCAACGCUGUCAUCUGGUCUCCCAAGUCGGGCCUUUCCAACCUGCCCUUCAGCGGGUUCAAUGGGCCCGUCACAUCGAUUGUUCCCGCAAAGGAUGGCCGUGUUGUCUUUGGUGGCUCGUUCGAUGGCUUAGGAAACACAACAAGCCCGGAGAGGAAGGACCAGCAGAUUGUCAACCUGUUUACUGCCGAGAUCUCUGUCGGUUCAGGUUCGACUGCUGGAGGCUUUGACGAUCCUAGGAGUAUCAUCUGCCCUACUGAUGGCCAGUCUGGCCCCGGAAAGACCUGGUUGCUCACAGACAAUGCCCCGGGCUACUGGCGUGCUAACUUGCACUAUGGGUUCAGACCAACUAAGUUACGCGUUCGCAACGUUGUUAUGGAUGGAAGAGGAACCAAAACAUUCAGAUUUACCGCCCUGCCCGAUGGCGGAAUCCUGAACAUGACCUAUGUCGACCCCGAGAGCGGCCAGAAAAUUCCAUGUGAUGCCCGAUGUCCUCUCUCUAACGAUCCAAAGUAUGCUACUCGAGACUUCUCCUUUGUCAACAAUGUUGGCAUGAGCUCGUUCCAGCUGGAAGUCUCAGAAUGGUACGGACAGGGUGGUGGAUUUACUGGCAUUGAGCUGUUCCAGGAUGAUAUUUAUGCAUAUGCUGUUAAUGACCUCAAUGAACCCACCUGUGCUGGUAUUCCGUUCGCCUCUACUGCUACCACAACCGGUGAAUGGAAGGUCCAGCCAUCUCACGAUAGUUCUUCUGACUAUUUAUCCACCCAAAUCGAUGCAUCUACCGACACUGCCACCUCAGUCACCAUACAGCCAGACAUCAAGCAGUCGGGUAACUACUCCGUCACCAUUUUCACACCAGGUUGUAUUCAGGAUGGAACCUGUGCCACCCGUGGAACCGCCAACGUAACUGCCACUUUCAAGUCUUCCGAAGACACACCUAUCGUGGCCUCGAUAUCACAGACCAACAACUUCGACAAGUUUGACCAGAUCUAUGUCGGCCCCGUUGAUGCUAGCACCAGCAAAUUCAGACCAUCCAUCACUAUAACCCCCCGCCAUGACCAAGGCAUGAUCGACUUUGUGGCAUCUAGAGUCCGGUUCCAAUUGAUUUCAUCUACUGGCGGCCUGAAUGGACUGUAUGAAUAUGACCCAAAGGCUACAACUGUUGAUACCAACUUCACCCAGUCUGCCAUCAACAAAGCCGGUACUGAACUUGAGCCUGAGGCAAUCAUCAACUCUCUCCUUCUUGACGGUCUGCUCUACGUUGGUGGUAACUUUUCAAACACUGCCGCUGGGGACAAUGACAAGCUUGGUAGUGUUGCUGCAUACUCUAUAUCUGACAAGACCUGGCACUCCCUUGGUGCUGGAGUUAACGGCCCUGUCACUUCACUUGUCCUGUUCCCAACCAAUGUUACCUCAGGCAAGACCGAAACAACUAUCGCAGUUAACGGAUUAUUUACGGAGAUUAAUGCGGCUGAUGGUCGCCCUGCAAUACCCGCGAAUGGAUUUGCUGUCUGGGUACCAUCAGCAAAGAAAUGGCUGAAAGAACUGGACAUUGACCACUUGGCAUACGUUGGCCAGCUCACUGCUUCCAGUCAGGUAGGCGAUGAGACCCUCCUGGCUGGAAACCUUGCUUCUGGUGGAAUCGCUUCACACGGUGCUGUCAAUCUAGUUGACAACAACAAGCUCGGCCUCCGUGCACUACCAGUAAAUAUAGAGCUCGGUCAAGGUAUGCUACCUGAGCGUAAUGCGAAGCGCAAACUUGCAACAGGUGGCAGCAGCGGAGUCAUCACCGGUCUCUUUGAUACCGAAGGUGGUCGCAACCUCACAAUGCUAGCUGGUCACUUUACUGCAAAGACAUCUGACAACUCUGUCGUCAAUAACUUGGUCUUCCUCAAUGGCGCACAACAUGAUGUCGUGACUGGCGCCGGUCCCGGAAUUGAUGCAAACUCAACCUUCUUAUCCCUUGCAGUUAACAAAGACAUGCUUUUGGCCGGCGGGAAAAUCUCUGGAAAAGUUGCAGAUGCAAACAUCAAAGGCCUCGUUGUCUAUGAUCUCAAGAAUGAACAUCGUUACGCCUCCAACCAGCCUUCCGCAUUAGACGGUGACGAUGUUGAAGUUCGCGCCAUUGCUCCUCGUCCUGGCACCAACGACAUCUUCGUUGGUGGAGUCUUCCAAUCUGCUGGCUCUCUGCCUUGCCCGUCAGUUUGCUACCUUGAACUUGAUGGCAACCAAUGGAAUCGCCCGGGUACAUCCCUACGAGGAGAUGUUACCGUCCUCCUGUGGACAGAGAACGAUCAACUGCUCGUUGCUGGAAACCUCACUGUUGAGCGUAACGCGACUAUGCUCGCUAGAUACAAUGCAAAGGAACAAGAAUGGUCCACUAUCACAGGAAAGAACUCCGAAAGCAUCAAUGGUGAAGUGCGUGCCCUUGGCCUUUCACAAAGCGAUGGCUCAAAGUUUUGGAUCGCCGGAAAAUCCGCUGAUGGAGCCUCGUUCCUUGUUCACUACGACGGCACUGAAUUCCGCUCUGCUGGUCGCUUGUUUGGAGAGAGUACCCUAAUUGAGGGGCUGCAAGUUCUUCCACUCACCAAAACUCACGGCAAGACCGAUCUAUUGGAGGAGAAUCAAUCUCUUCUAAUCACAGGCAAACUCCAGCUGCCCAACUUUGGAUACGUGUCUGGAGCCCUCUUCGACGGAACUACACUUGAACCAUUCAUACUUUCUAGUAUGUCUGAUGGUCGACCAGGGAGCAUAUCUGGAAUAUUCUCUGAGAAUAAGAUCAACGUUGCUGGCCACCCCCUAGGCUGUGUCUUCUUCCUUGUCCUCUUCGGCAUUCUCCUUAACCGCUACCGCCGUUACAAGCAAGGCUACGUCACUGCACCUCAAGGCACAGAUCGAAAACCAGAUCUCAAUCGCGUUCCUCCAGAAUACCUUCUGGAGUCCCUCCGCCAUCGGACCCCCGGCACACGCAUCUAA
Molecule: messenger RNA, 3519 nt
Organism: Trichophyton benhamiae CBS 112371
Lineage: Eukaryota; Fungi; Ascomycota; Eurotiomycetes; Onygenales; Arthrodermataceae
Product: cellular morphogenesis protein (Rax2), putative
Exons: 4
Coding region: 1-3519 (1172 amino acids)
Biological process (GO): positive regulation of establishment of bipolar cell polarity regulating cell shape
Cellular component (GO): plasma membrane of growing cell tip
Source: RefSeq, a predicted model, not a curated record